Molecule: messenger RNA, 612 nt
Organism: Aspergillus tanneri
Lineage: Eukaryota; Fungi; Ascomycota; Eurotiomycetes; Eurotiales; Aspergillaceae
Product: nucleobindin SSP120
Exons: 2
Coding region: 1-612 (203 amino acids)
Cellular component (GO): extracellular exosome; endoplasmic reticulum-Golgi intermediate compartment
Molecular function (GO): calcium ion binding
Source: RefSeq, a predicted model, not a curated record
AUGAUUGCCCGCUCCGUUGCUCUCGUUACGGCGUUGCUUGCCCUCGGUGGCAGCUUGGCGAAUGCCCAUGGAUCUCACUCGACUGACCAGGCUCCUUCUUCGGACUGGGCAACGCGACACAUGCAAGAGGAACAUCACGUUGACAACUUCGACGCCUCAUCCUUCUUUAUCCUCCACGAUUACGACGAUUCGGGGACCUGGACCGCCGAUGAGAUCCGAAAGACAUAUGGCCUUGACGAUGAAUCAAACGCGGGCGUGAGCGAAGAGCGCAAGCAGCAGGCGGUUCAGGAAGUGUUUGCUCUCUUCGACCCUGCGAACACCGGUGUCAUUACCUCGGACAGUUGGAUGCAAAUCCUCUCAAAGGGUACGCGACUACCCGACUUUGGUUUCGGACCGGGUCAUCAUGGUGAUAUUGAAUACGAGUACGAGAUUCAUCACUUUGAGAAGUUCCAUGGGGAUGAUGCUACGAUGGAGGAUCUCACGCAUCCGGAAGAUAUUGAGCAUUUUCGGAGGCAUGACGAGGAGGACCUUGCUGCGGGGAAGCUCGAGAAGCUCGAGAGUAUGCAAAUUGUGGAGGCAAACAUUCCCCAGAAAUUCCUCCGGCGGGCUUAG